Messenger RNA from Nematostella vectensis (starlet sea anemone), 2116 nucleotides. Its product is annotated as abscission/NoCut checkpoint regulator. The record is from RefSeq and is a predicted model, not a curated record. Gene Ontology annotation, molecular function: phosphatidylinositol-3-phosphate binding; metal ion binding. Gene Ontology annotation, cellular component: cleavage furrow; centrosome; midbody. Gene Ontology annotation, biological process: mitotic cytokinesis checkpoint signaling; abscission. The transcript has 12 exons. NCBI's taxonomy places the organism in Eukaryota, Metazoa, Cnidaria, Anthozoa, Actiniaria, Edwardsiidae. Bases 1 to 1317 code for a protein of 438 amino acids.
AUGGGCGAGAACAGCAAAAUACUUCAUGCUCGAGAAAUAUGGGAUCAAAUCCUUCAAAGGAAGCAUCAAUCGAAAUACAAGAAGUAUCUGGCUGAGCAAUGCUCCGCUGAACCAAGUGUUUGUGGGCGCUCAUCCAAUAUGGCAUCCUCUCUGCAGUGUUUUGGUUGUGGUGCGGAGUUUGGAUUUUUCAAGAGAGAGCAUGGCUGUAAUAACUGCGGUCGGUUGUUCUGCUACUUUUGUACCACAAAGACCAUUGUGCUACCCAACAAAGGCAACAAAAAACAAAAAGUGUGUGAUAAAUGCUAUAAGGAGCUUACUAGACCAUCGAAUGCCAACAACAAAGGAUCUGAGAAGCAGAGUCUAAAUGAUCUCAGUCAGGGAAACCAGACAAUAAAAUCUUCUUCAGUCAAAGUUGCUGUGAUGAAUAUUCCAGUGGAUGAAGAAGAUGGAGCAGUAGCGCCAAGUGCUACUAAAAACAGCAAGACGCAAUGUGACCCUGAUGAGCAGAUACAACAAAGACUACAAAAACUGAAAGAUGAUGGCCAGCAUAGGGGCACAGAUGCAGACAUUGGCAAGAAGUUUGAGGAACUGACAGGGAGAAAAGCUAUCAGCAUGCAGCCAUCAUCAGAUCUUCUGAAGCCACGGCCAAGGAAAACUGAGACAGAGCAGACCAGUGACCUUAUCAAGCAAAUGAAGGAUGAGUGUGCUGUAGACAGCGGAGGUGGAAUAGACACUACAGAUGCCCCCACCAAAGAUUUAAACGAGGAAGAUGAAGUUGAUGCGCUAAUAAGGAAAGCAGAAGAGGAAUGUCGACUAGAGGGGGCCACCGCUUUAGCUGAUCAGGACAUAGAAGCUAGGCUAGCCAAGCUGAAGGACAUAGAUCCAAGUUCCUACAAGACUCCUGCACCCAUGGAUGUUGAUAGUGAUGAUGAGGAAGAGAUGAACAGAAGAUAUUUGAAACAGGUGCUUGGAGAAGCUCUGCUUGAAGACAAAACAGAAUCUUUAGGUUAUGAUCCAUCUUCAAUAGGGAAUCAAAGUAAAAACUCAAUGGAUCCCCCUAAAUUGAAGAAAGGGAAGGCUUCCAAGGGCAAACAUAACGAGUCCAGCACCAGCACCUUUAGCAAAGAUUAUGAGGCUGACAGUGAUGACGACGAGUUGCCAUGGUGCUGUAUCUGUAACGCCAAUGCAGUGUUGAGAUGUCAUGGCUGUGAUGAUGACUUGUAUUGUAAAAGAUGUUAUAGGGAAGGUCACAGCAAAGACGACUAUGAUGACCACGAAGUGUCCAGUUUUAGACCUAAAAAGGGCAAAAAGAGAUGAUGAAUACAUCCAUGUACGUCAUGUCAAAGAAUUAAAUAAUUGUUUAAGUAAGUUGUAAGCUAGUGCAGUUGUAAAUAUAUAUUGAACAGUAUUUCUGUAAGAUUGUACAAAAUAUUGUAAAGCCAUUAUGGCAGAAAGUUCCUAAAAAAUGUUGGUGAUGCAUUCAGUUUUUCUCUAACAUCUUAAUUUCGGUUUUCAUGAAAAAUGAUUUCUUAGAGUCAAUGUGCAACAAUGAUCUGAUGUUUUUAUAAAAUUUGUUUAAAAAGAUUUAAAACAUCUGCAUUGACAGUAAAACAAUGUUAAUAGAGCAUUUAUGGUAAAUGUGACAAAAUGGAAACUAUAUACACAAAAGCUUCUUUUAUUUGUCAAUACCAGCAUUAACUUGCUAAAAAGAAAAGUAACAGUUCCUUUUUGCUCUGAUAAUAUUUUGUUUUACAAAUUAUCUGUAUUUUUUCCAGGCAAAUAUUUCUUAUACUGCUAUGAAACUUUUAGCUUUCUUCGAGAGGGGACAGCAUAUGUCACCCCAACCUAAGAAAAAAAAAUAGCUGUUGCUGAUUGAACAUCAUCCAAAGAAUACUAAUUCAGAGGUUUCAUCAGGACCCGGCAGCCGGCGGAAGCGCCGGCUAUUUCCCACCAAGCGCCGGCUACUUUUUCUUUUAAAUUCGACUUAAGUUUUAUUUUAACAAGAAAGAUUAAAUAACCUUCACCCCCUACUUAUCACUCUCCACCGCCUACUCUGAAAGUAAAUGUAAGCCCUACUAAUUGUAGCCUGUUUAUAAAAAAAAUAACAACUUUGCUG